AAUACGACCUUAAACUUAUCACAGGCUCACAGCUCAGUGACUGGAAUUUAACCGUAAAGCAUAGGAGGAGGAGGAUUAAAAUUUUGUAAAUCACCCUCGUCUCGGAAAUCUCCCAUUUUCCGAAAUUUAAUCUUAAUCCCUUUCUCCUAAACUUGAAUCAUCCUUUUCCAUGUUCCACAAUAACAGCGUCUCGAUCUCCAUCUCCGACGACGACUCGGACGAACUCGGUGGUCGCGCCCGGCCCCGAGUCCGCAAGAAGCGCAAGAAGCCUGGUCACCGCAACAAUGGCAGCGAGUUGGUUCGCUGGAUCGUCAGGAAACUCGUGAGGUACUGGAUGCUGAUGAUCUUUCUCCCAGCCGCUUGCUUGCUUCUCUUCGAGGCCUCCAUCGGAAGAAAAUCCACUCCGCUGGAGAAACCAGAACUCGGUAAAACGCCGACCGUGACUCAUUCUGAACUCAGUUCGACUAAGAAUCCGAGUUUGGAGAAGAAACCGGAAGGCAAUUUGAAUCGGCUUGAUCCCACAACUCGUGUUGUUGGCGGCGUCAGAGAACGUUGUUUGAAAAUUCUACCACUCGAGGAACUUGAGAAUUUGGAUGUACCUUCGAGCAAAGAAUCUAAUAGUCCUGUUAAUAAAGUGAUUUACAUAUCGGAGAAUGAUACGGAAUUUCUUGGAGGGAAUAAUGAUGUUCUAUCUAGACAAGAUACUCAAGCCACAAGAUUCAAUUUGUUCACCGGAAACCAGACUCUAUAUUGGAGAGAGACUAGUUUCAAGGUAAAUGACACAACUGCAGUACACUGCGGUUUCUACAGUGAAAAUGGAGGGUUUAAGAUUUAUAAUGAAGAUAGAGAUUACAUGUUAAGUUGUAAAGUUGUGGUCUCUACUUGUGUAUUUGGUGGCGGAGAUGAUCUUUAUCAACCUAUUGGAAUGUCACAAGCAUCGCUUAGGAAGGUAUGCUAUGUUGCAUUUUGGGAUGAAAUCACUCUAGCUACACAGGAACUGGCUGGACAUAGAAUUGGGGAGGACGGAUUUAUUGGGAAAUGGCGCAUUAUUGUCGUUAGAAAUCUUCCUUUCUCAGAUCAAAGGCUAAAUGGAAAAAUUCCAAAGAUGUUGGGACAUCGUCUUUUUCCUCAUGCAAGAUAUUCCAUUUGGGUAGAUUCAAAGUCCCAAUUUAGGAGGGAUCCUUUGGGUGUUUUGGAAGCCCUUCUUUGGCGUACAAAUUCUGUACUCGCAAUUUCAGAACAUGGAGCUCGCAGUAGUGUAUAUGAUGAGGCAAAGGCUGUUGUCAAGAAAAACAAGGCUGGACCAGAAGAAGUGGAGGUGCAAUUGACUCGGUACCGCCAUGAUGGACUCCCGGAGGACAAAAGGUUUAAUGGGAAGAAAGCUCUUUCGGAAGCUUCAGUCAUAGUAAGGGAACAUACGUCUUUGACUAAUCUGUAUAUGUGCCUAUGGUUCAACGAGGUGGUUCGUUUCACUUCUCGUGAUCAGCUGAGUUUCCCAUAUGUCUUAUGGCGGCUGAAAGUUCUCAAGAACAUAAAUAUGUUCCCUGUGUGUACCCGCAAGGAUCUUGUCAAUAGCAUGGGCCAUCUGCGCAAGGCCAAGCCCUUGAUAAGUUGAAUUUAGUGUUUUUAGUAGUGAGCUUCCACUUCUUUGUAUCGAAUGGAGGAACCGGACCUAGAGGCAGUUAGUGGGUAUUUGUUCGUUUCAAUCUCAGUUAGAUGCUUACUUGGUUGCUUCCAACUGGACUUGCUCAAUGUUGAUUAUGCACCCACCCUUUCUUUUCCUUUUUUUGGUUGGAUGGAUGGGGGAUUUAAAUAGCUAAGCCUUUUGUACUUGCCCAAUGAGUUUAUGAGUUUGAAGAUUCAUAAUUUUUUGCAGUUAGAAAAAGCGUGUUGGAAUAUUUAAUCUCGUGAAUUAUACUGUCAUAAGCGUGUUAAAAACCUUUAUAUUUUAUAUGAGAAUUACAUACUGUUAUAAGCAAA
Molecule: messenger RNA, 1980 nt
Organism: Morus notabilis
Lineage: Eukaryota; Viridiplantae; Streptophyta; Magnoliopsida; Rosales; Moraceae
Exons: 6
Coding region: 170-1615 (481 amino acids)
Source: RefSeq, a predicted model, not a curated record